GAGAGAGCGAGAGAGCGAGAGAGAGAGAGACCCGCUGCAGCGAGGCUCGGAUAUCACAGCGUUAUUAGUUCCCCUAGGUUGCCAGGGUGGGUGAGUAAGUGGGCGCAUAUCCUGGAUGUCACGUAAACACUAGUUCCAGUGAUUUACUGAGUUUGAGCGGCUUUAUGGUUCGAAGAGUUCUCAAUAUGCUCCAAACACGCGACGUGAACGAGCAGGAGAGCAGCGGAGCGGACUGACAGAGACUCUCCAAGAGUUCGCGGGAUGUUCACGGCGUUAGGAUGUGAGCUGAACUUGUGGUAGAAUGGCCCAUUAUCACACAUGGGCCUGUGAGGAAUGGCAACUUUUUACCACCACCACCACUCCAACCAUCAUCAUCACCACCACCCUCCGAACACGGACCUGCGGCGGCUUUUCCACCGGCUCACCAUCGCGUCCUCGCUGAGCAUCCUCUGCUUUUCAUUGGUCUACUUUCUCACUGGAUGCUGCGAGUCGGAACUGACAGAAAACUCUGAAAUAAAGUCGCCCACGAGCGAAUUCCUCGUGUCGGGGUCAGGAUGGCCGUACGAGAGAAACGGAACCAGUUUUGCCAAAGAGGGUGUCACCGCAGCUGGAGAAGGCGCAUUCGGCAGCGAGCAUCCCGAGCUGGAGGCGAACAGCUCCGGGAAAGAGUGGACAGCCACUCGGAGGUUACCCCAGGCGCUGAUCAUAGGUGUUAAAAAAGGAGGCACCCGAGCACUGCUGGAGUUUCUGCGGCUCCAUCCAGACAUCCGCGCCCUGGGGUCUGAGCCGCACUUCUUUGACCGACAUUACGCGCGGGGAUUGGACUGGUACAGAAGUAUAAUGCCUAAAGCCCUGGAUGGCCAGAUUGUUAUGGAGAAGACGCCUCGUUACUUUGUUACCGUGGAAACACCAGCGCGAGUCCAUGCCAUGUCUAAAGAUGUGAAGCUGAUCGUAGUCGUCCGUGACCCUGUGACCCGAGCCAUAUCUGACUACACACAGAUCAUCUCCAAGACCCCAAACAUCCCCGCCUUUGAGAGUCUAGCCUUCAAGAACCAAACCACAGGUCAGAUCGACUCUCUGUGGAGCCCGCUGUGGAUCGGUCUGUAUGCCCAACACAUGGAGCGUUGGCUGGCCUGGUUCCCCAGAAAUCAAAUCCAUCUGGUCAGCGGGGAAAGGCUCAUCUCAGACCCAGCCGGGGAACUUGGCAAAGUCCAGGACUUUCUGGGCCUCCAGAGGAUUGUCACAGACAAGCACUUCUACUUCAACAAAACUAAAGGCUUCCCCUGCCUCAAGAAGCCGGAGGGAAGUAGUAAACCGCACUGCCUGGGCAAGACAAAAGGGAGGACGCACGCCUCCAUCAACCCAGAGGUGAUUCAGAGACUGAGGGAUUUCUACAAGCCUCACAACCAGCGCUUCUAUCAGAUGGCAGGACAGGACUUUGGAUGGCAGUGACCCUUUGACGGGGUGGAACUUGAGGCUUUUUGUUGGCACUGCUUUGAAUAGACGCCUGUGCUAACAUGCCAUCUGAUUGAGACAAAUGCAGCGACUCAGAGUGCAGAAGAGAGAGCCAGUUAUCUGCUUAUGACCAGCCAAGCAGCACUGCAGAGACUUUGUUAAUAAAAACCCUGUGUCAAUCCAUUCAACUCUACCAAUCAAUCACCUUAUGUUUGAAAGACAGCCAUGUCUUUUUCUAUACGACAGAUUGCUCAAACUGGUUAACUAAGGCGUUUAUGUGUAAAGGUGGUCAUGAGAAUGUGGUUGCUGUAAGUUGUGGCUGUAUAAUUGUAGAACAGUGAAAACACUGUAGCUUUUAGUGUCUCUGCAGUUUAAACCCGGUGCUCAGUAGACUGUACAAGGAACUCAAGAUCUGAUGCAUUUUCACCCUCCUCAAUUUCCAUAACUUUCUCUUUCGACCUGUUUGUUUUCUAAUCUUGCUGGUUAAGAAUUUAAGAGCAAUCAGUGCCUAGAUGUUGAGCACCAUCCUCCAAGCAUUGUUUCUGAUUUAAAGUGGGAUGAAUCUUUUAUGCGGCGAGCAGCAGAAGGGUGAGCAAGAGAAUCUUUGUAUGAGCUCAGAUUUGACUGAGUGGUUUUGUAUUCUUGAAUAAUGAAUGCGGAUAAAUGGAUGUAGGGGAAGCGGUGUGGAUCGCUUGCCGCUUGGCACAUUUAUGUGAAGGAUUUAAGUUCGUAUCCCGCUGCAAAACCAGCAUCCUGUGCUGCACCUUGAACAAGGUAAAGGGAACCACUGGAGGACAACAGAAACAAGACAAGUUAAAUGAAUGCACAGAGGUUCGACCCGUCGAUGAGCCAUUUCAGUGGACCUUGAUGUACGAAGCUUUUCCGCUUCUGCUUACAGGGUUGUCAGUUUUCAGUUUGCAUGUAUUUGCACUAGUAUGAAAGCAUAAAAAAGGCACCUAUUUUUCAGCAAAGAUUUCUUUCCCACAGCUCUUCUUGCUCAUUGUUUUCUGUUGCUAUGAGCUCUUACUGAGCUCGAAUGACAAAUGAUUGACUUUCUAUUGAAUGGCAUUAGUGCAAUUGCUUUGCAAAUGUAAGGGCUGCAGAUUGCCUCGGUGGUAAGAUUAAAAAAGUCUGGUGGUAUCUGUAAUAAAGUGAAACAAUACUUUAAUGUCUGAACA
Messenger RNA from Pelmatolapia mariae (spotted tilapia), 2633 nucleotides. RefSeq names its product heparan sulfate (glucosamine) 3-O-sulfotransferase 3-like (gene hs3st3l). The record is from RefSeq and is a predicted model, not a curated record. Bases 334 to 1452 code for a protein of 372 amino acids. Gene Ontology annotation, molecular function: [heparan sulfate]-glucosamine 3-sulfotransferase activity. Lineage: Eukaryota; Metazoa; Chordata; Actinopteri; Cichliformes; Cichlidae. The transcript has 3 exons.